AUGGAUAAAGACAAAGAAGAACCGACAUCUAACAGCAGUCAGGGAAGCAAAAGCUCCCGCAGCUCACGGCAAGGUGCACCAAACCCAUACGAAAGGGAUUUUCACACGUACUCACGUCCAGUCGGACAUGAGCGGAACACUCGAGCGCCUAAAGCAUUCGAGAAGAAGGAUUCGCGAGGCUCUGAUAGCACUUAUCAGAAGGCGCUCGAGGCGGUCGCCAACCAGGAAAGUUCGAGUGACGACCAGAAGCAUACUCCCGCGUCUGCGGCGGGAAGUCAUCCGAUGAACCAGAUAAAGGUCACCGGGGAGGAUAAGCCCACAAAAAGAAGAGCGGAACCAGUUGGAGCAUCACAGUCGGAUGCUACCACCAAUGAGCAGGAUAAAAACGUGAACCUGACUCAAAUGGAAGUUGAUAAGACAAAGGUCACCGAAGAAGAACUCGCUGAACUGGGUCUGGAUGACCUUUCACUGAACGAUAAGACCGCAGGCGAUGACCUUUGGGCAACUCCAAUGGUCUCAGACGAAUCGAACGAGUCAUACUUCGCGGAUGAUGAAGCGACGAUGCAUAUGUCCUUCGAAUCUGCGAUGAGACAAGCUGACCGUGCUGAAGGGAUGACACCUUUCAAAGAGAUACCAGAGCACCUUAUCGAACGGACACAAACAGGAAAGGUCAUCAAUGUACGACCACCGUCACCGAACAGUCCCACGUCAACUCUGAAAAGACGCGUGAAGGAGUUGGAAGAGGAACUUGAAGUUAAGGAAGGUCUGGUGAUGAAAAGGAGACAGGAAUACCAUAACCAGACGGGGUCUCUUAACGCUCGUAUUUACGAAUUGGAGCAACAACAGGCUUAUUUGGAAAGCACAGCGGAUGAAUGGAAAAUCAAAUACGAGCGUCAAAAAGAACUCGCUGAGGAAUAUCUGAAAAUGGUAGAUGACAGAGAAAUGGAAGGUCAUCCUGCAGUCAGUGACCUUAACGAGAGUAUGUCGGAAGAGUCGGCGGAAAGGUCACGGCACUUAGCUGAAUUGAAGAACGAAUGUGACCAAUUACGCCAAAAGGUCACCGAAGCGGAGGCAAAGCGGGACGAGUACGCGGCCAACCUCGCGGGAGUCACACAACGAUUGACAACGCUGGCUACAGAGACAUUCAAACUCAGAAAUGACCUGAAGCUACGAGACGAAGCCAUCAGCACCCUGGAAAAUGAGUCGAAAGGUCAUCAGGAACGUGCUGACGAAGCCGAAAGGCUACGCAACGAGAUAACCAAAGCGAUGCGCGAUGCGAGAGACCUCACUGCAAUAGAAGGACAAAAGUUGAAAGAAGAGAUUAAAAAGGUCAACGACGAAAAUGAAAAGGUCACUGCAGAUAUUCAAAAGGUCACAAAGGAAGGGCUUAAGUGGCAAAAGGAAGCAAGGCGACUGGAUACGAUGGUCACAGCAUUAGAGCUGAAGGACAAAGAAUGGCAACAACAAGUCGCCCAAAAGAGCCAAGAAGUCACAAAGCUGAAUACUGAACUGCUCGAGAUGACCACUACAGCACUGGCGAAAGAUGAUGAGUUGAUUGCAACCAAGAAUCAGCUGAAAACAGCAGCUGAGGAAUACACGACGUUGGAAAGGGAUGUGACCCGACUGGCGGAACACAUUAAAAGGGUGGAGAAUGACACUGAAAAGGUCGUUCAGGAGAAGACUUUCCAGCUGCAUCAGCAUAUGCUAAAGGUCAACGAGGAGAACCAGAGCCUAAAAACCGAGAAGGAGGAAUUCCAGUUGAAGAUCAGACGCCUUGAAGAUGAAAAUAAGGCGCUCAACAUGUCGAACAAACACAAAGAUGAACAGCUGCUGCAAUAUGGAGUCAGGACAACAACAGUGGAAUCACCGCCGCCCAGUUACAGCAAGGCGCAUGAAACGGGCACGAGUAAAAGUUUCCACUUUGACAUGCCGCUACGAACCGGUACCGGCAAAGGAAGCGUCAAAAAUGAAAGGGACGGUGAAAAGGUCAAAGAUGACAAAGAGCCACCUUCAGAAAGCUACCCGCAUAUGAGUCGAGGUGACCCUUCACAGUUUCCCCCACAUAUCGAAACAAACGUGUUCAUUGAUGAAAGACAUAGAGAUAGACCGUCUAGCCGGCAAGAACGCCCACGAAAGUCUCGUUAUGAAAAGGUGAAACGAAACCAAAACGACGACGACGGUAGCGAAGAGGAAGAUGACCAGAGAGGACAAUCAGCAUCGGAGCAAUUGGCAAAUGCGCUCAAAUCGAUGGGACGCAAAACGACUCUGGUGACCUUUGAUGGAAGUCGCGAUGCCGUGAAUGGGUGGACCCAAUUGGUUAGGGAUACCCAGCGAACGUAUCACCUUACCGAUGACCAGAUCCUAAUUGAGAUAGCCAGCGCGGUGAAAGGACCGGCAAAAAUCUGGUUUGAAGGAGAGAGAGAAAUUGCACUCCAAGAAGAAACUGAAUACACUGUAACAGAAUGGAUGAACAAGUUCAAAGAUGAAUACGGUGACCGUGACGAAGAAGUCCUCGGCCUACGAGAAGCCAUGGCAAGGAAAUUCGACCUUGGAAAAGAAUCGCUUGAUCAGUUUUAUCAAGCGAUCAUGAAAUACAAGGCGAAGCGGAUUAUCACUGAAAAACAAGCAGUCGGUUUCCUGAUUGAAGGAUGCAGAGUGGACAGUGACCUUUAUAAGGCACUGCGUACGCAACAGUGCAGAACACCGACCGAAAUUAAAGAUUUCUUCAGACAUUGGUCAGCAGGAGAAGAAAAGUAUAAAGCGCCUAAAGGUCAACGCAAUCAAGACUAUGUGACAAUUCGUACCGGCCAAGUUGAAGAUAUGCCACAACAGAGGAUGGCAGUGGCGCCAGUUCAGCAGCCACCGGAAUACCGCAGGACAAACCCGGCUCAAGAAGUCAUAAAGGAGGUCACGCUUGCCGAUGCAAUGGUUGCAGCAAUACAAGCGGCGGCGGUACAGGUGGCCGCUCAAGCGAGGCCAGCACCUCAGAAUGCGGCCCCACAGGUACCACAGAAUGUGGCCCCUAUGAAUGUAGGGUUACCACAACAGGGAGUGGGCAAUGGAAAUUUCGGUGGAAAUGGUUACAGAAAUGGAAAUUGGAACGGAGGUCGAGGGAACUUCCAGAAUCAGAAUCAAGGUCAAGGUCAAGGCAACUUCCAGCCAAACAGAGGAAAUCAGAAUAACUUUCAGCAGAAUCAAGGGUCACGGACGGAAUUCAAGUUCCAGUUGAUUGAUGGAUGGGUGGCAAACGGAGUGCAAAUGUGCCAGUAUUGUAUGUACGGCAACCACCAGACCCAGGGAUGCAAAUUCGCCAACACACCACCGGACCAGAACCCGAACCUGUUCGCCUUUAACGAAUGGCAACGACUGCGCGGACUUGGUGGUUGGCGCCUAGCGGUGAAUAACGGAUAUGACCUUAUCGCCCAAUGCUACAUCUACACCGACUCCGUGGAUAAUCUGAAGCCAGAGAACGUUGUCCAGACGUUGUACUGCGCUGACAAGUAUGAUCUGCCAUGGCUGGCGGACCGCUGCAUUACCUUCGUCCUUGAGCAAAUGCAGCCCUAUAACUGCCUGGUAUUUUUGGAAAAUGCAUUACGCUGGACCCCGGAUCAUGACCAGAUUGUGGAGAAGUGCCUGGAUAUUGUGGACGAGUUCAGUUUGGCUGUGCUCCAGUCGGAUCAUUUCCGGGAGAUCGGAUUGAAGACACUGGAGAUGGUUUUGCGACGAGACACACUGUCGGCGGAGGAGAAUGUUAUCUACACAGCAGUGGAACAGUGGGCGAUGGCAACUUCUACCCGCCAAAACAAGCCUCCUUCCGUCGCUAAUCACCGGAACGCGCUAGGAAACGCCCGGUUCCUUGUUCGUUUUCCACUUCUGACUGAUGAGCAACUGGCUAAGGGACCUGUGACGAGUGGUUUGUUAUAUCCCGACGAAGUGUGCAAGAUUUAUGUGUACAAGCAUGCUGGCACCAAAGAAGGGCUGAAGUUUCCCACGGACCUCGGAAAUAUUUGGCCUAUGACGUCGGAACCAGGAAUGUAUAUCAUUUUACGCGCAAGUCGGUUUCCGGUGAGAAUGUACUGGAUCGCUAUGCCCCGCCUGCCCUGA
Molecule: messenger RNA, 4104 nt
Organism: Paramacrobiotus metropolitanus
Lineage: Eukaryota; Metazoa; Tardigrada; Eutardigrada; Parachela; Macrobiotidae
Exons: 6
Coding region: 1-4104 (1367 amino acids)
Biological process (GO): neurogenesis
Cellular component (GO): cytosol
Source: RefSeq, a predicted model, not a curated record